Lucilia cuprina (Australian sheep blowfly) is the source of this 427-nucleotide messenger RNA. It is a transcript of the gene cype, whose product is annotated as cytochrome c oxidase subunit 6C. Lineage: Eukaryota; Metazoa; Arthropoda; Insecta; Diptera; Calliphoridae. Bases 121 to 357 code for a protein of 78 amino acids. The transcript is spliced from 3 exons. The record is from RefSeq and is a predicted model, not a curated record.
GAUCGUCUAUUAAAUUACAUCGCUAUAUUUGACAAGAAAAUAGUUGAAUCAACAACACUGUUUAGUGAGAAUUUUUUGUUGCGUAUUCCACCGAAGAGUAAUCCUUUGAAACGCAUUAAAAUGGCCAACACACCUGCUCCUGCUGCUGGAUCUGCCCCUGUUAUGCGUGGCUUGCACAACUUGCAAACAAAACGUCAAUUGGCUAUUGCUAUUGGCUUGACUGCCUGUGUUACAGUCGCCUUUAAAAUCUUGGUUAACAACCCCAAGAAAGAAGCUUACGCUGAAUUCUACAAGACCUAUGAUGCCCAAAAAUCUUUUGAACGCAUGAAGGCCAAUGGUCGUUUCCAAUCUUGCUAAAUUGUGUGCUUUCUUGGAAACAUUUAGCCAUGUACAUUUGCUAGUUUAAGCUUUAGCAGUAUAAUGAAAA